AUGGGGUUUAAGAGUGGGUUGAGACCCUUUAUUGGCUUGGAUGGAACCUUCUUGAAAGGAAAGGCCAAAGGUCAGCUUUUAGUUGUUGUUGCUCUUGAUUCAAUGAAUCAUUUUUAUCCUAUUGCUUGGGCUGUUGUGGAUAAAGAAACAAAGGUCACCUGGACCUGGUUCUUGACAUUGUUGAACAAUUCAUUAGACCUCAAGCUAGGGGAAGGAUACACAUUCAUGUCAGACAUGCAGAAGGGCUUGAUUGAGGCAGUUCAGGCAGUACUUCCUGAUGCACACCACAGAUACUGUGUGAGGCACAUAGAGGCUAACUGCUAUGAAGAAGACUUCAAGGAUCAAUUGAAAAACUUGGGAGAAGUUGAUGAAAAAGCUGCUGAAGACCUGUUAAGGUAUCCUCCACAAUCAUGGUGUAGAACAUACUUUGACACAGUAUGCAAGAACCAACAAGUGGACAAUAACCUAACAGAAUCCUUCAACUCAUGGAUACUAGAAGCUAGGCAUAAGACAAUAAUCAGAAUGCUUGAAGACAUAAGAGUCAAGGUGAUGAAUCUGUUGAGAGAGCAAAGUGAAGUGCUGACUUGGACUGAAAAUGUAAGUCCUCAUACCAUGCAGUUAUAUUACCUAUUCUUGAAUAGUGCACCAAAAUGUACUGUUGAUUCUAAUGGAAAAGAUGGAUAUGAGGUGAAUGAAGGAACUACUGAAAAGCAUAGAGUGAACAUCAACCUGAAAAAAUGUACUUGCAGAACAUGGGACCUCACUGGGAUCCCAUGUCCUCAUGCAAUUAGAGCAUUACUGUACAAAAAAAUUAAUCAUGUGUCUGAGAUUCAUUGGUGGUUCACCAAGGAUGCUUAUCUCUCCACGUAUGCACGUAAGUUAGAACCAAUUAGAGGAGAGAAGUUCUGGAAUAUAGAGCCAACUCAUGCAAUGGAUCCGCCAAUGCUAGUGAAUAUGGCUGGUAUGCCUAAAGUGAAGAGGACUAUAGAAAAGAAUGAGACAAUAAAUAGGCAAAGGGAGUGGUCUCAAUCCAGAAAAGGCAGGGUGACGACUUGUUCCACAUGUGGAAAGCCUGGGCAUAAUGCUAGGGGAUGUCAAAAGCAAAGCAAGGGAAGCAACCACAGGAAGCAAUCAAUCAGCAAUGCAGAAGCUGAUUUUGACUAUCCUGAAGCAGACAAUCCAGACCCACUUAUAAUGCCAAGGCAUGUGUCAGAGGCAAAGACUAGACUCCAAAGGAGGGAGCAACUAGGCAAAACAACUGGAACAAGGACUAUUAACUUUGUUGGUGAUGCCAGUUGUAUGAGUUUGCCAACACAACUUCCUUACUCACCCAAAAAUCUUACAUGGAGAGGAAAAGAUGCCAUAACAGGAAACCAAUUAGAGAGGCAACGACUAGCCAAGAUGAAGUCAAGGAAGGGAAAUGGAAAUGAACAGAACUAG
This is a messenger RNA of Nicotiana attenuata, 1440 nucleotides long. RefSeq lists its product as uncharacterized. Gene Ontology annotation, molecular function: DNA binding; transposase activity; zinc ion binding. The transcript has 5 exons. The record is from RefSeq and is a predicted model, not a curated record. Lineage: Eukaryota; Viridiplantae; Streptophyta; Magnoliopsida; Solanales; Solanaceae. Gene Ontology annotation, biological process: DNA transposition. Bases 1 to 1440 code for a protein of 479 amino acids.